Oppiella nova is the source of this 1206-nucleotide messenger RNA. The record is from the annotation of a GenBank genome assembly. Lineage: Eukaryota; Metazoa; Arthropoda; Arachnida; Sarcoptiformes; Oppiidae.
UCGACGACAGGAGGCGGCGACGACUGGAAGGCGCAGUUGAAGGCGCCGCCGAAGGACACGCGCGUCCAGACCACGGAUGUGACCAACACUCGCGGCAAUGAGUUCGACGAGUUCUGUCUGAACCGCGAGCUCCUGAUGGGCAUCUUCGAGAAGGGAUGGGAGCGCCCGUCGCCCAUCCAGGAGGCGGCCAUUCCCGUGGCUCUGCUCGGGCGCGAUGUGUUGGCGCGCGCCAAGAACGGCACCGGCAAGACGGGCGCGUAUAUCAUACCACUGCUGCAGAAGAUCGACAUCACGUUGGCGCACAUCCAGGCGCUCAUCGUUGUGCCGACGCGCGAACUGGCGCUGCAGACGUCGCAGAUCUGUUUGGAGCUCUCGAAGCACAUGAAGGCCAAGGUUAUGGUGACGACGGGCGGCACGAAUCUGAAGGACGACAUCCUCCGCAUCUACGACAACGUGCACGUCGUGAUCGCGACGCCCGGACGCAUCCUCGACCUCAUCGAGAAGAAGGUGGCAGUUAUGGACCGCUGCGGGAUGUGCGUCUUGGACGAGGCGGACAAACUCCUGUCGCAGGACUUCAAGGGAAUGCUGGACCUACUGAUCGGCCAUCUGCCCAACGACCGCCAGAUCCUCCUCUUCUCGGCCACCUUUCCCGUGACUGUCGAGCAGUUCAUGCGGCGGCACCUGAAGGCGGCGCACGAGAUCAACCUCAUGGAGGAGUUGACGCUGAAGGGCGUGACGCAGUAUUACGCCUUCGUUCAGGAGCGCCAGAAGGUUCACUGUCUCAACACUCUCUUCUCGAAGCUGCAGAUCAACCAAUCCAUCAUCUUCUGCAACUCGACUCAACGCGUGGAACUGCUGGCCAAGAAGAUCGCCGAACUGGGCUACUCGUGUUACUACAUCCACGCGCGUAUGCCGCAGCCGCACCGCAACCGCGUCUUUCACGACUUCCGCAACGGUCUCUGCCGUAACCUCGUCUGCUCGGACCUCUUCACGCGCGGUAUCGACAUCCAGGCCGUGAAUGUGGUGAUCAACUUCGACUUCCCGAAGAUGGCCGAGACGUACCUUCACCGCAUCGGGCGGUCGGGCCGUUUCGGACACCUCGGCGUCGCCAUAAACCUGAUCACGUACGACGACCGGCACCAACUGCACCGCAUCGAGUCGGAGCUGUCGACCACUAUAGCGCCCAUUCCCAAAGUCAUCGACCCG